Molecule: messenger RNA, 321 nt
Organism: Vigna radiata var. radiata (mung bean)
Lineage: Eukaryota; Viridiplantae; Streptophyta; Magnoliopsida; Fabales; Fabaceae
Product: ent-copalyl diphosphate synthase, chloroplastic
Biological process (GO): gibberellin biosynthetic process
Cellular component (GO): chloroplast
Molecular function (GO): magnesium ion binding; terpene synthase activity
Source: RefSeq, a predicted model, not a curated record
CAUGACUACUUGAAUCAAAUAGUCCAGAGGUUCAAUGGUGGAGUUCCAAANGUGUAUCCAGUGGAUUUGUUUGAACAUAUUUGGGUGGUUGAUAGGCUAGAACGCCUAGGAAUNUCUCGGUAUUUUCANCAAGAGAUCAAAGACUGUUUGAGCUAUGUUAAUAGAUAUUGGACCGAGAAAGGUAUUUGUUGGGCAAGAAAUUCAAAUGUUGAAGACAUUGAUGACACGGCAAUGGGUUUCAGAUUACUGAGAUUGCAUGGCCACCAAGUUUCAGCUGAGGUGUUCAAGCACUUUGAGAGGGAUGGUGAAUUUUUCUGUUUU